GUUUCGAACGUAUUGCUGAAAAUCCUUAAGAUCGCGAGUUGGCUGAUCGAUAUGCGAAUCUCGUAUUCUAAUUAUUUUUAACUUACCGAGAACGGCGAGUUCACCCGAACCUAUAAAUACUACUUUCCGCCAUGCAACUGAUUCUAUACAAAGACCAGAAGGCUAUAUAACUCGUGAAACCAAUCCUGCGAUUCAUUUCAACUAUCGUCUUCAAUCAGAACGGUAGCUGGCUUCAACGCAUAACGCAUUUAUAGAGUGCAGACAUGUUUUGAAUGACAUUGUAGCUUGAAUUGCAUUUACGGUGAUAUAGUUCCUAUAAUAGUGACAAAGACAGUUAUUUGUGUUUAAAAUGGUGGUGAAGUUACUAAGAAUAAUGCCAACAAAGCCGAAGAGUCCAAAAACUCCGUCGAAGUCGUCGGCCAAGGCCAAAGAGCCACCCGAGGAGGCAGACAUCGGUACCAUCCACGAAGAAGUUGAGGUACCAGUGGCCUCCGAGGUGGUGUUCAGGAAGAUAUGGAGGAUAAAGAAGUUCCACAAGACCAUCACCAGGAAGGAUUCCUUAGAUAGUCCAGUAUUCAGAUGUUCCGUCAAUGGAAUGAACACGUUUUGGAAUAUUUCAGUACGCUUUUGGAAAGGACCAAAUGGCAAGAAGAUUACCAACCCUCUUGUGAUAUGCUUGAACCUCACGGGCUGUGAAACUGAAGAAACGGGUCAGGCUAGGAUAAGAUUCCAGUUUGGAGUUUGGGACGCUAGUAUAAGGCAUUGGGAGUGUUGCCCAAUUUCGGGAGUUGUGCUUAACCUACAGAAUAGUCGAGAACUCAUUUCCGUGGGCUAUAAGAGUUUAGGGAUCCUGGAUAGGCAUAUUGAAUCAAGCAGUAAGUAUCUUGGUCUAUGAUUACUUUUUUGUGUACAGACAUUAUGUAUAUAUUAUAUUUAAUAUGUCAUGGAAAUAUUCGUCACCAAUUUCCAUCAACUUGCCUCUGGGUCUGCUCUUGGUAACUUUAUUGUCAGUGUGUAAUCUCAUUUAUCAUUACAUCGAUUGGGAUGUUUGGAGAAAGAUACGCAUUGAGAAAAGGCCAUAUAUUUUCAAUUAAGUGGAGCAGUCGCCAACUAGUUCUAAUUAUCUUAUGAAUCAUUUUAUUGAAUCGGCAUACGAAAUCGGCAAAUAUUACUCUAAUACUCAUACAUAAAUGUACAUGGAAAAUUAUCCUUUGGCUCAACGAUUUGGCAGUUUCUCUUGAAACAGGGUUACCUUUGGAAAGCAGUACCUUUAAUUUUUUUGUUUGCUACCUUGUAUCUUUGCCUCUAGCAUCCUCAGAUUGAAAAAAAUGGUAACCAGAGCUCUUAGAUGACAAAAUAAACCAAAUAAAAUUUCCCAUUCCAUUUGGCACAAUCGCAUCGAAUUCUAUAGAGACAUUGACAUUUUGGAACUUCCCCAGAUCAGAUAACCCCCUUUUUGACAACAAAGGUACUGGACUAUACGUAUAUGAACAAAGAGGUUUCAUUGACGUUCUUAUGUUUUCUGAGUGCCAAAUUCCACGAAUUUGUAUUGACACCUGUAAAGGGCCUAAGUAGUCAAUCGACGUGUCUAAAAUACAAUAAGCAAUUAUUUAUUUCUAUUGUAAACGCGUAUCAGUGAGAGUGACAUAUCCAUCAUAUUCUACAAACAAUAAGUUUUAAAUAGUUGGGAUAGUAACUCGCUUAAUAACAUUAAUUGCAAAUGAUUGUACAGAACAUGUCAUUGACAUACUUCUAAGCAUUUGUUUGUUCAGAUAAGGAAGUUAUUUUUACUGUGCUCAUCAACCUAACAGACAUGUUAGCAUUCAUGCACAGAUGUUUUUCCAACCUAUCACUCGCAUUAGUCAUAUUCGGGUCCAAAGACUCGUCAAAACCAGAACCUUUCUCGUCCACUCUGCAUUCAAGCAGGCUUGCGUACUAUAACUCGAAUUGUAAACAUAACCCUAAUUGUGAAGCAGAUUACUCAGAUAGCCAUAUUAGCAUCUGUCUUUGUAUCGCUGAGGUAUUGCGAACUCACAGUGAGAUCAAAUAAAUCGACACUUCGUAAUUCUGGAUUCUGGCUGACUUUACCAGCAUCAAUAUAUAGUAAGUGUUACCUAGAUGGAGAGUCAGCAGUAAAUCCGGAGACGACCGCAGACUGACUAGCAAGAAGGGCUACCCAUCAGAGCCGUGACAACUAUGUUGAGAGAGUACGCAUUUUACCUCUUAUGUUCAGGCAAUAGAUUUGACUUGCUAUAGACAUGUCUACCUAAGAAGGCACACCUAUAAGAAGUGGUCAUUGUGUAAAGGAUCUGCAAAAGUCCAGCAGGCCUAUCGAUAUGAAAAUCCCUUCUUUGGCCUACAAUGGCUGAUGCAAGGGACACUCAGUUAUACCAUCGGCUUCUCCAAUACUUGGAGUUGCUGGUGAUCUAGCCCUGAAGAAGCAUUGUAGAAGGCGUACAAGUGCCACAAGGGGCAUUAUUCCUUCAAUGUAGAGUAAAAAAUAUAUCUAAUAUAUCCAGCUCUAAAUAUCAUCCAGCCUAUUCUCAGCAUCUAGACGGUUCGUCUUAAGAUACUAAUAUUUAAGUUUCUUGCAGGACUUUAUACGUACACAGUUCAAACCCCCCACCCGUGUUUCUUUUAUGAACGGAUCAAGCUAUGUUAUAUUAUUUUUUUCUUGGAAGAGUCGGUCACAAUCUGUAAUAAAAUAUGUAAACAUUCCAUUUAAAGAAAAAUAUUCAGAAUCUGUCAAUUUUGCUAAAACUGAAUAUAUUUCAUUGCACAUUCAGAUAGAUACUCUCAGAACAACAAGAUUGACAUAACGUACUAGAACGCUUUCAUGAUUACUUGUUUAGUUAUUAAACGAUUCAAUAUCGUUUUGGAAGAUGGUGAUUUUAUAUUUUAGGGUUAAUAAGUUUAUCUUCAAUCACAAAAUAAGGUGUCACACGACCCCUCAUUCCAUUUCAUCAAAUGUCACAAGCUGGCGCCCAGCCCCCAUUUUGAAUCUUUCAACUAUUAUUUUUACGUCAAUUUCAUCAUUCCGAAUUUCCGCUGCUUGCUAACUUGACCCGCACAAAAAAUAAUUAGGUGAGGGCUUUUCUGGAAAGCACUGUAUAUUCUUUUUUUCGUUUAUUACAUAUCGUUUACAUCUCUAAAUUUGAAGGUCAUUCACCAUAUCGCUUUACUAACAGCUUAUUUCACAAUUCUUUUAGGUAUGUCAAAACAUGUAUUUAACUUUUGUAGCCAAAGACGUGCAGAUAAUGGUGAAAUUGCAAAUCAUCCAAAGCGAUGAAGAAGUGCACAGUCUGUCUCAGGAUAUGGCAAGGUUGAUGAAUUUGGAGGAAGCCAAAGAUACCGUGGUGGAGUGUCCAUUGACUGAAGGAGAAAAGAAGCUCACGGCUCAUAGCUGGAUAAUUAAAUGCAGGAGUGCCAAAUUGUCUCAGAGACUGUUGGAACACAAGGACGACAAGAAUGAGGUAUGUAUCGAAAUAUUCGUUAUUUUGUUUUAUCCUUGAAUUUGAUUGAUAUUCGGAAAAAUUACUCCAAACAGCACGCCUUAGAAAACUGAAUUAAAAAAUUUAUUGAAGUGAUAUGAUGACAAAUAAGGCCAUUGUUGUUCUGUUUUUACAGAUGCUUUACGUAGAUUUAACGGGAAGUCUGCAAUGACUUUGGCUGAUUAUUUUGUCACCUGCCGAAAUAAGCUAUUUAUGCUGGUCCUGAAGACAAACUCCGUUGCACCUCUUGUGUCCCUUGAGAAGGCACGCAUACUAAUAUUUUAGAUUGUGGCUAGUUGAUGGAGUAUGAUUUAGGAAGUACCUACGUUUGGUCACAAUUUAUAAAAUGUCUUUCUACACAGUUUUAUUUAAUACAUCAACUGAUCUCAAAUUAAAAAUUCACCCUGAUUUAACUUUUGUAACUAUUCAUACCUUUAUUUAGACAUUUAACAUUAUUUUUAAUAUCUCUAGAUAUAUUUCAAUUCAAUUGGAAUCUCGCAUUUGGGAUGCUUGUUCACAAAAUGGACCUUGUAUGUCUUCGCAUCCGGCAUUUGGGUCUUGCAAACGGAGCAAAUAUGCAACAGCGCUUUCUGGGCAGCCUUUUUCUGUUCGUUGGCGUUGUGACCCUGUUUUUUGGCUGCCUUGGCUUUCUCAGCUGCUUUUACUUGUGACUGAAUUCUUUGCUGCCCCCUAGCCAUGUGCGGUUUACAAAUUAUGUCCACGCCGAGGUACAUUUCAGUUUCUGACGUUGACAUCAGUCAUGAUCACUUCAGAGGUGGAGGACAAUAAAAUUUAUAGAUCGGGGGCUCUUGGCAUUUCAGCCAAUUCUGUGGUUUCUUUUGAGGAUAUUUCAGAACCUCCUGUAUAACAAGCAUGUUGAUAUGUGCCAGCCAGCCGAGAGGCUCAUGCUGGUUAAAAAAAAUAUAAUUUGAACAAAUUGUAUUUCUGGUGUAUAUAAAUUUGAAAAUUUACACUGGUACUUUUUCUCACAUCACUUGUUAUAUCUUAAAAAGUUAUGAUUUCAGAGCAAACCCGAACAGGGCCGAUAUUUUUGUUCAUCAAAAUACACAGGGCUGUUUUCGAUGUGCUUGAUAUUCCCAUUUGUCUCACGCUUAGCGAAAAUCGGUUGCCGAUUUCAAAACCAUUACUAAGUGAUUGAUUGGUGUAUUGCUUACCUCUGCCUGAGUUUUUGUUUAUAUCUAGGGUGUUGGGUGGUAUUGAUAGGAUGUGGUGGUAGUUUUUGAAAAAAUGCACAGUACCUAGUGAUAAAACAGUUUACUGGCGAUAAUUUAAUUGGAAAUAUUGGAAACAUAUAGGCAAAUAUUCGAGCACGAUGAAUCCCUUGAAAACUUGGAGUUUGUAAGAAAAAUAAUAGAACUAAGUAAACGGGGUGUGCGAAACUUGGAAGAUAUGCUGCAACCACUUUUGUCGGUGCCUUAUAGUUCGCACGUGGUAACAAUAAUGAACAACUUGUACUUGCAAGACUGACAAAAAAUAGGUAUAGCACUGACGAAACACAGAAAAUAAUUUAUUCUCUAACUACCCAUUAUAACGUCAAUACACAAAGAUUCUUGAAUACCUAAAUCAACGUUCAACGCCUUUGUCGUACGACAUGUUUCGCUAAACUUUUAAAAAAUGUAUCGCUUUCGUGCUAAAGAAAAAGAUAUCGGUCCAGGACUGUUCCAUUUGACGUGGGGCGUAAGAAGAUAUAGUUGAAGUCACCGUUCUUGGCGGUCAUCAACGCCAUAUGAAAUAAGUAAACAGAUCGAGUCCCCGUACCAUGCGCGGAUUUUGAGCGCAGGUGUUACUAUGGCCAAACCUUUCUUAUUUUCUGAUUUUAUUCGCUGAACACUGUGCAGACUAAUCUUCAGUGCAUUUGCUACUCUUGCCAUGACGCAUGAAGUGGGACCGCUGAUUUCAUUCUCUUCCUGGAAAUACCCUAAUGAAUUUAACAUGAGCUGUCGGCCUUCUCCAUUGAUCGUAUUUCCGGGCAUUCUACAAUUCUAUAUUGAAGACUGAUAACAGAACAACUGAAAUUGCACGCCGAUGUCAAGUAAGUUGUCACUCUGACAAAUAUCAUUGAAACAAAGACAAAGUUUUCGAGACGGAGACACACAACUAAAAAACGUAUGUCUUUGAGCUUACCGAACAAACGCUCACACACAGGGGUAGGUCUACAACUAUAAAAACAUGUACUUUCUCAAUUCGACAUUUUUUACCGUAUCUGUACAUGGG
This is a messenger RNA of Acanthoscelides obtectus, 5726 nucleotides long. NCBI's taxonomy places the organism in Eukaryota, Metazoa, Arthropoda, Insecta, Coleoptera, Chrysomelidae. The record is from the annotation of a GenBank genome assembly.